Serpula lacrymans var. lacrymans S7.9 is the source of this 1895-nucleotide messenger RNA. RefSeq lists its product as uncharacterized. Gene Ontology annotation, molecular function: transmembrane transporter activity. The transcript is spliced from 20 exons. Gene Ontology annotation, biological process: transmembrane transport. NCBI's taxonomy places the organism in Eukaryota, Fungi, Basidiomycota, Agaricomycetes, Boletales, Serpulaceae. The record is from RefSeq and is a predicted model, not a curated record. The coding region runs from base 277 to 1749 and encodes 490 amino acids. Gene Ontology annotation, cellular component: membrane.
AACGCCGUACCGACUUGCUUCCCAAACCUGUAGCCAUAUCUCGUGACAGCCUGUACGUUAAAACUCUAUGGAUUCGCCACGCAUGACAGGUGGUAGCUGUAAUAUCUUACAGGAAGCUACCAAUCCUGUCAAAAAAAGGGUCAUGGGACCUAUUUCAUAAUCUCCGUGUAAUCUUUAUACUUGGAACCCCCUCCCCUAUAAAGGAUGCACGCUAGAAAAUUGUGAGCCUGCUGUGUACAUCGAAACCACUCAUACCUAUUGGCGAGUAAUUUCCAAAUGUCCGUCGAUGAAGAAAAAAAGCAAGAAUCCUUCAACGAUAAUGCCGAACCCGCGAUACAGGACGGUGACGAUUUCGAGCUGUUGACCGCCGAACAUAGAGCUGCAGGAGAAAGGAAGCUCUUGAGGAAACUCGAUAUGCGAUUGAUGCCAACUAUCGUUGUGAUAUAUCUCAUGAAUUAUAUUGACCGUGUUGCUGUUACUUCCGCGAGGUUGAAAGGAUUAGAGGCGGACUUAGGUUUGACAGAUGUUCAGUAUGACACUGUCGUCGCAAUUCUCUACGCAUCCUAUUGUCCGGCCCAGAUACCCUCAAACAUAAUCUUGAAUCGCGUUACCAGGCCUACUCUAUACAUUGGCACCUGUGUUGUACUGUGGGGAUUGACCAGCGCAAUGACAGGGAUCACCAAAAAUUUUGCGGGCAUUAUGGCGUGUCGUGUCUUCAUCGGCUUACCAGAGGCUGCUUUUUAUCCCGGCUGUAUGUAUCUUCUAUCUAGCUGGUACACGAGAAAGGAGCUUGCAUUCCGCUCUGCGAUCCUUUAUGCCGGAUUGAUGGUUUCAAAUGCUUUUGGCAGUUUGAUAGCUGCAGGUAUUCUCGGAAACAUGCAAGGCGCCAUGGGCAUAGCUGCAUGGAGAUGGCUCUUUUACAUCGAGGGUGCUAUUACCAUGUUCGUAGGCUUCCUGACCAUGUGGCUUCUACCGGAUUAUCCUCACAAUACACGUUGGUUAUCACCAGCGGAACGCCGUCUUGCGCAAGUACGUCUCGCAGAAGAUGCUGGAGAAGCUGACCAUGACUCCGCUAAUGAAUCGGUAUUCGCCGGUUUCAUCAUGGCAAUCAAGGAUCCCAAAGUUCUCGUCUUCAUGCUUAUGGGAUGCUCACAGUUGCUGGGACUCAGUUAUAUAAACUUUUUCCCGACGUUAACAGCAACCUUGGGUUUCAAUACAACGAUUACUCUUCUUAUGGCUCAUAGAACUGGGGAGCGUUUCUUCCAUAUUACAUCGUGGUGGUGGGCUGUCAUACUUGGGUACAUCAUCUCAUUGUGCACCAUGUCCAUUGGUGGGAGGUACUUCUCCUUGUUCCUCAUGACUAUCGGGUCUACAUCAGGUUAUUCAAUGACUUUGGUUUGGGUGUCAAAUGCAGUGCCCAGACCUCCAGCUAAAAGGUCGGCAGCGAUGGGUCUUGUAAAUGGGUUUGGAAAUCUAGGGAACUUGAUGGGGUCAUAUAUAUGGAAGUCUAAUUGGAGUCCUGAAUACCACCCUUCAAUGAUUAUUGCGUUGUCGGGCUUGGCAUUUGCCUCUUGUCUGAAUUUCGUUAUUCGCUGCAUGCUGAUUCGAGAAAACAAACAGAUAGAAAAAGAUGAGUUAGAGCAUAUGGAAGGACCAGGACGUGAGCGCAUCGAAGAAGCAGCGAGGUUGGAAGGUAUCACAUUUGGCGAAGCUGUGCGGCGGAGACGAGGAUUCCGGUAUUUGUAUUGAGCAGAUAUUGGCAUGACCGAUAGACUCGAUGAAGAUGAAGUCAGUAUGAUGGCUUGAAUGCGUGCCAUAGCAACUAGAUUUAAGCCAUUUUGAUCAUAAACUGUCAAUGUGAAUUAUGACCAUCACAAUUACGACUGAAGGACAAC